AUGAUCAAAUUAAAGAGUUUAAAAAUUUUACUUGUGGUGCUUUUCACUCUGCUGAAAUUCUGCUGUUGUGAGGAUUAUGGAUUUCAGUUGUUGUUCACGUCUAAUACAGAGGAAUUGGAGGAUACCGAAAUCAAAUUUGAGAGAAAACUGCCGAAAUGGUUAAAGGGUACUUUGGUACGAAAUGGAUUUGGCAAAUUUGAAAUGGGGAUGAGACAGUUUGCUCACUCAUUUGACGCCUUCGCUAAACUAAGUAGUUGGAAGUUUGAUGGAAAUGGUUCGGCUUAUUUCAGCACCAGAUUUAUAGAAAGCAGUUUUUACAACGACUCCCUAGCAACAGACGACAUAGCGCCAUAUUUAUUAUUCGAAGGUGUCAUCCCAGAAUUCAGUGCGUAUGAUAAAAUGAAGGCGUUGAUGCGAGGAAUUGACAACAUGAACGUGAACGUUUAUAAAUUCUACAACGAGGAGAGGAAUUCGUCGGAAUACGUGGCCUUGAAUGAUUUUUGGAAAAUUUACGAAAUUUCGCCUUGGGAUUUGACAACACUAGGGGCGGUAACUCCACAUAUUGGAGAGAGAUCUUUAGGUGGAUCGUUUGGUUUUCUCGAUCUGCUGUCGUCUGCUCACCCACUUCCGGAACCCGGAACGAGGAAUCACAUCACGUUCUUGUCAAGUGUCAGCGUGAUUCCGUUCUUCAGUAACACUAUUAGUUUAAUCCGAAUCAAAUCCGCCGUAGAACGAGAAGUCAUUGCAAAAUGGGACGUUGGCCGUGUUCCGUACAUGCAUUCAUUUUCUGUAACAGAAAAUUACGCAAUCCUAUUUGCUAAUCCGUUCUACGUCAACGUCUUGAGAAUGUUGCGGAAAGCAGAACCGUUUGAGUGUUUAGAUUGGUACGCAGAUGAACCGACUACGGUCUACGUCGUGAAUUUAAACUCCGGAGAACUGAUCACAAUGUCUACCAUCAACGUCUUCACCAUGCACCACGUAAAUGCAUAUGAACGCAAGGAUAAGAUUAUCAUAGACGUAUCUGCAUAUCCGAGUCCGGAAUUUGUGAAAAGUCUACAGAUGGAAAUUUUACGUGAUCCUACUCAGAGGAAUGCGUUCGAUGCUCAUGCUCAACUCAAAAGAUUUCGAAUAAAUCUCACUAAGAACAAAAUCAACUACGUUAAACGCGACCCAAAAACAAAAAUACCGUACUCUAUGAAUUUAGACAUGCCGACAAUAAACGAGCUGUACCGAGCGAGUCGUUAUUGUUUUGUGUAUGGAAUAGUUCUGAAGACUGAUAACAUCAACUUGAGUCAUAUAUCAAUCGUAAAACGCGACAUGUGUCGUCGUGGAAGAGAUCGCUCGCUCUAUAUUAAAUACCAUUAUCCAUCGGAGGCUUGGUUUGUACCUAAUCCUCGUCGCAAGUCAGAAGACGAUGGUGUGUUACUGGUACCUAUAUUGGAUGGAGUUCGACAGAAGUCCUAUUUAGCUGUUAUCAGUGCUAAAACUAUGAAAAUCAUAAACCGAUCGUAUUUACCAGUGGUUAUUCCAUUUUCACUGCAUGGAAGAUUUUUUGAUGAAAUUGUGUAA
This is a messenger RNA of Lottia gigantea (owl limpet), 1569 nucleotides long. RefSeq lists its product as hypothetical. Gene Ontology annotation, biological process: retinal metabolic process; carotene catabolic process. Lineage: Eukaryota; Metazoa; Mollusca; Gastropoda; Lottiidae. The record is from RefSeq and is a predicted model, not a curated record. Bases 1 to 1569 code for a protein of 522 amino acids. The transcript is spliced from 2 exons. Gene Ontology annotation, molecular function: beta-carotene 15,15'-dioxygenase activity; carotenoid dioxygenase activity.